CUUGAUGCCUCUUCUUUAGCUUCUGUGGCCUCUCCAUAUCUCUCUCCUCUCCCUCCAAAAACUAUGGCCACUCUGGUUCACUCAAUCCCCUCCAUUUCCUUUCUCUCUUCUCUUACUCUCCAACCUCUCAAAAUCAAAACCCAUAAAAAAUCACCCUCAACUUCACGCUCCGAACCCAUAAAAACUCUAACUUGCACCACUUCUAAACCAAACAACAAAAGCCCCACCAUGGAUGGUCGCAAACCCACAUCCAAGAAAACCAGGAAAUCAUCAUAUGGUACCUCUAGAAGGUCAGUUCUCAAGAAAACAUUCAUUCAAGAACAGGUUACUUUCACUUCUCAAUUAUCAAGCGAUCCUCAUGUAGGGAUUAUUGGAGGUGGAAUGGCUGGUCUGCUUUGUGCUUUGAGUUUGGAGAAAAGAGGGGUCAAGUCCACUGUUUUUGACACGGUUGGGGAUUCAUGGUUUGGGAGGGAGGAUGGGAACUAGAGUAAUUGAUCCACAACCAUUGAUAUUUGAUCAUGCGGCGCAGUUCUUUACUGUGAGUGAUCCUCGAUUUUCUGAGUUGGUUGAUGACUGGUUGGAGAAAGGUCUAGUUCGACAGUGGCAAGGUAUAAUUGGAGAGCUUGAAGUGGGAGGUCAAUUUCUUCCAUUUCCUUCUUCAACCCCAAGAUAUAUUAGCGUUAACGGAAUGCGCUCUCUUGCUGACUCAAUAUUAUCUCAGACUUGCAUGGUUAAUGUGGUGAGACCUUGCUGGAUAAGUAAACUUGAACCAUUUAAUGGGAUGUGGCACUUGAGCGAGAAUGGAAAACCUUGUGGGCAGUUUGAUAUCAUUGUUAUAGCACAUAAUGGAAAAUGUGCAAAUCGAUUGCUUGCAUCAUCAGGCUUGCCUCUCAUUGCAAGACAAAUGAAGACGCUAGGAUUGAGCUCCAUAUGGGCCCUGCUAGCAGCAUUUGAGGACCCCCUUCCUAUUCCAACUGGUGCAACUCCCUUUGAGGGAGCCUUUGUGAAAGGAGUUGAUUCUCUCUCAUGGAUGGGGAACAACUCUGCAAAGCUUAUGGGUUCUAAAACAAAUAGUCCUCACUGUUGGACCUUUUUUAGCACUGCAGCUUACGGAAAGAGGAACAAGGUUCCACAGGAAAAUAUCCCAACUGCAACAGCAGAAAAGGUGAAGACGGGCAUGCUUGAGGGUGUUGAAGCUGCACUUGGACUACCAAAAGACUCACUUCAACAGCCCUUUUAUUCUCGUGUCCAGCUAUGGGGUGCAGCCCUUCCAACGAACACUCCAGGAAUCCCAUGCAUAUUCGAUCCUCAUGGAAGGGCAGGUAUAUGUGGUGACUGGCUGCUGGGUUCAAAUUUGGAGUCUGCAGCCUUGAGUGGGAUGGCUCUUGCCAAUCACAUUGCAGAUUACUUACGAAGUGGUGGAGCUCGGCCGGAGGAAUUCGCCCUUGGUUUAAACAAGGAAUUCCAAACUCUUGAAGGCCAUGAUAUCGGACAGUUUUCGGGGCUGGAGUCUUCAACAGGAGCAAGCCCUAUUCAGGCAUACCAACUAAGCACUUGAAUCCAACGAUGACGAGGCCAUAGACGAAUUUUUAGUAGUCGCAGAUCAAGAUGUCAUCUACUGUUUGUUCUAAUUUGAUCAUCUGCAACUGCAAGGAUAGCCCAGACUGCAGCUGUCCAAGUAAUCACUCAGGUGGCUCAUAAAGGCUUUGCUUUAAUUCCCUCAGCAACAACACGCAGAAGUUGUACUUGGCAUGAAGGAGAGCCACUGCGGAAGACCAGACCCAUCUUUUGUAGGAGAUAUUUUUACCAUGCAUUUUCUUAAUAAAAAUAUCAUUUGCCCUCA
Messenger RNA from Populus nigra (black poplar), 1843 nucleotides. RefSeq lists its product as uncharacterized. Lineage: Eukaryota; Viridiplantae; Streptophyta; Magnoliopsida; Malpighiales; Salicaceae. The record is from RefSeq and is a predicted model, not a curated record. Bases 476 to 1558 code for a protein of 360 amino acids. The transcript has 8 exons.